AUGGCGGCCGCUGUCGCAUCCCCGAUGACCUGCACCGGCAGCAAGGCCUCUUCGGCCUUCAGCGGCAAGCAGCUGCGCGUCAGCUCGGCGGUGCGCCCCAAGGCCGUGCGCCGCGCCGUGGUGGCCGCCGCUGCCGACCGCGACCUCUGGUUCCCCGGCAACACUGCCGUGGUGCCCGACUACCUGGACGGCAGCCUGGUUGGCGACAACGGCUUCGACCCCCUGGGCCUGGGCAGCUCCCCCGAGCAGCUGUCCUGGAACGUGCACGCCGAGGUCUUCCACGGCCGCCUGGCCAUGACUGGCUGCGCCGGCAUCCUGCUGACCUCGCUGCUGCACGCGGGCGGCGCCGACGUGCCCGAGUGGUAUGAGGCGGGCAAGGUGUACAUGGAGAAGAACCCCAACGUCUCCUUUGGCGCCCUGGUCUACUCCACCAUCGUGCUCAGCGGCUUUGCCGAGUUCAAGCGGCUGAACGACAUCCGCAACCCCGGCAGCCAGGGCUCCGGCAUCCUGCCCGAGGACUUCAAGGGCGUGGGCGGGCCCCAGGGCCGCACCGUGGGCGGCCCCUAUGUGGGCGGCCGCUUCUUCGACCCCAUGGGCCUCUGCCGCGGCUCCCCCGAGCAGACGCUCAAGUACAAGUGGAACGAGAUCCGCAACGGCCGCCUUGCCAUGAUCGGCUUCCUUGGCUUCGCCGCCCAGUACUGCGCCACCGGCAAGGGCCCCAUUGACAACCUCAUUGACCACGUUUCGGACCCUACCCACGUCAACUUCAUCAGCAACGGCGUGAGCGUGCCCUUCAUCUCCCUCUAG
Chlorella variabilis is the source of this 807-nucleotide messenger RNA. RefSeq lists its product as hypothetical. Lineage: Eukaryota; Viridiplantae; Chlorophyta; Trebouxiophyceae; Chlorellales; Chlorellaceae. Gene Ontology annotation, biological process: response to light stimulus; photosynthesis, light harvesting in photosystem I. The record is from RefSeq and is a predicted model, not a curated record. Bases 1 to 807 code for a protein of 268 amino acids. The transcript is spliced from 8 exons. Gene Ontology annotation, cellular component: membrane.